CUUAUUACGAAAUUCCGAUGAUUUAGCUAAAACAAUGAAUAUUCUAUGGAAAAGUUCACCGAAAUCGUUGCUAUUCAACCCGUGUAACAUCCGAUCACUGAUAGUGACCUGCAGCAUUCGUCGACCAUGCAGCAGCAGCAGCUGUAAUCCGGAACCAAGCGACUCCGUCCGAGUGCGUUUCGCUCCCAGUCCAACCGGAUUCAUGCACUUGGGAGGGCUGCGAACUGCUUUGUUUAAUUACCUGUUUGCGAAAUCGCGUGGAGGGAAGUUUGUGUUGCGCAUUGAGGAUACGGAUCAAGAACGACUGGUUGAUGGUGCUACGGAACGUCUAUAUCAAGAUUUGAAAUGGGCUGGAAUAGUACCGGAUGAGAGUCCAUGGAAUGAAGGUCCUUACGGGCCAUACGUUCAAAGCCAACGGUACGACAUCUACAAACAGGAGGUCAGAAAGUUGAUGGAAGAUGGUCGGGCUUAUUAUUGUUUCUGUUCGGAACGGCGGUUGGAAUUGCUAAGGAAGGAAGCGGUUCGGUUGCGACAAGUUCCAAAGUAUGAUAACAAGUGUAGGCACUUGACACCGGGGCAGGUCGCCGAGCGGCUGGCCAAGAACGAUAAGUUCUGCAUUCGGUUCAAGCUGAAUUCGAAAGCGGAUGAGUUUCAGGACAUGAUCUAUGGGAAGAUCGUUUACUUCUUAGCGCAAAACGAGGGUGACCCAGUUAUUAUCAAAUCGGAUGGUUUUCCGACGUAUCAUUUUGCCAAUGUGGUCGAUGAUCAUUACAUGAAGAUAACCCACGUGUUACGGGGAGUGGAAUGGCAGAUAUCGACUCCGAAGCACAUACAAAUGUUCCACGCGUUUGGAUGGAAGCCUCCACAGUAUGCUCAUCUUCCAUUGGUGAUGAAUCCAAAUGGAUCAAAGCUCAGUAAACGACAAGGUGACGUACAGCUGGAUCACUACCGAAGGAUGGGAAUCUUUCCUCAAGCACUGCUCAACUUUAUAACGCAAAGUGGUGGUGGCUUCGAAAGGGAACUAGUUGACGUCAUUGGACCUCAGAUGCACGAUCUGAUCAAGCAUUUUGAUUUGAAAAAAAUUAACGCACACUCUAGUCGAUUGAAUCCGGAUUUACUGAAACAGUGCAAUCGGGAAGAGAUCGAGUACCAACUGCGGCACUCACCGGAGAAAGCUGAUGCCCUGGUGAAGGAGGUUAUAGGAAUGGUCCGGGCCGAAUUUGCUGACAAUCUGAAAGGACUGGAUCUAGACGAAACACACGUGCGAGAGGUCCUGGAGUGGUCCGUCAAGAGAAUCGAUGCCCUGCAAGAUCUGGUCAAAGGGAAGCUUUCCUUCCUGUGGGUUUUACCGAAGGGUACCAAGGAUAAAACUAUCGAUAGCGAUAUCCUAAAAGUGUUGGCGAACAACCUUGCUUCCGAAGAGGAGACCGCAUUCACCAAAGCCGAACUAGGUACGUUCCUGAAAGCAUUUGCCGAACGCAACCACCUUGCAUUUGAGCAGCUGAUGAAGUCUCUGCGGAAUUGCCUCAGUGGCCUUAAGGAAGGGCCUGGAGUCGCCGAAAUGAUGGAAAUACUGGGCCGCGAUAAGACAAUAGAACGCAUCUUGCUGGCUGCCAAGAGGAAAUAGACUUGUACUUUUGCAAUCGCAAAUGGACUCUUUAUUAAUUCUCUAAGACUUGUUGGACGAAAAUUAUACAUUAUUUUCUGGUCUGGAUUAAGACAAAUAUGUGUUGAGUACUUGCUGUAUAGUUAGUUAUAAUAAUAAAGGUAAACUUAAGCUACCAUUGCUAGUUCAAAU
Molecule: messenger RNA, 1798 nt
Organism: Ochlerotatus camptorhynchus
Lineage: Eukaryota; Metazoa; Arthropoda; Insecta; Diptera; Culicidae
Gene: GluRS-m
Product: putative glutamate--tRNA ligase, mitochondrial
Exons: 3
Coding region: 35-1627 (530 amino acids)
Biological process (GO): glutamyl-tRNA aminoacylation
Cellular component (GO): mitochondrion
Molecular function (GO): glutamate-tRNA ligase activity; zinc ion binding; tRNA binding
Source: RefSeq, a predicted model, not a curated record